AUGGGGAAAGCAAAGCCAGAGACAUUCAGAAGUGGCUUAACACACUUCAGUCAAGCUGUAAUGACCCUGACCGUCCCCGUGCAAGGCCUGGGCGAUUCGGGCAGCUUUGAGUUGGUCCACAAGGUCAAUUUCAACCUGCCCAAUGACUCGGUUUCUUGGGCGCGGAACUACCCCAACUCUUCUCCUUCCGACCGCAAUGCUCUAUACAGCCGCCUGGAAACGUUCCUGGACAGCCUGGGCUACGACGGCCAUGUCUGCACGCUGAGGACGCUGUGCGAGGUAGCGGAGUCGCCCUUCGACCACGGCCUCUACGGGGAGGUCGUCAACCUUGUCCUGUCGGCGUCCCGCAGCGCCGACCAGAACGACUUGUACGACGAAUAUAUGACAGCCGAGUACUACGGCUCGACCUACGGCGACUGCGGCGACAUCUACACCGGCUGCCCCCACUCCGUGCUGGACGCCGUGUCCAGGAUGUUCUGAGGGAGAGCCGCUCCGACAAUGCUCGCUGAAUUGUUUGAUCAUGUGUUGAUUCAUUAGCUCUUAGGUUUUGUAAAGUUAACAUAAACAUGUGCGUGUGUGUAUAUAUAUAUGCAUGUAUAUAUAUAAUAAUUAUUUGAUUAUUUAUUGUACAGUCUAUUUAUUUGUAUAGUUGUUCAAACAAAUCUGGUAAAAGACAUUUUCCGUAUGAAAGGCAUAAUCAUUCUGAUCUCUGCUUGU
Penaeus indicus is the source of this 717-nucleotide messenger RNA. RefSeq lists its product as uncharacterized. The record is from RefSeq and is a predicted model, not a curated record. Bases 1 to 480 code for a protein of 159 amino acids. The transcript is spliced from 5 exons. NCBI's taxonomy places the organism in Eukaryota, Metazoa, Arthropoda, Malacostraca, Decapoda, Penaeidae.